Staurois parvus is the source of this 607-nucleotide messenger RNA. NCBI's taxonomy places the organism in Eukaryota, Metazoa, Chordata, Amphibia, Anura, Ranidae. The record is from the annotation of a GenBank genome assembly.
GGAGUAGGCAGAGCGUAGUCAGACGGGCCGGGUCAGGAACAAUCAGGCAGACAAGAUACCAAAGGAGCAGGCUGGAGAGUGGUCAGGAAUAGCUGAGGUCAGGACAGGCGGAGUUCAUUCAGGGUCAGGAUCAAGAAGAAUCAGGAAUCAGGCAGGAAGCAGACAGGAUGCAGCAGGCUGGGCAUCAGGAGCCGGUACAUCAGGCUGAGCAGCGGGCGGAGGCAUGUCAGGCUGGGUAGCAGACAGAGGCAUGUCAGGCUGGGCAGCAGGCAGAGGCAGGCUGGGCAGCAGGCACGUCAGGCUGGGCAGCAGGCAGAGGCACGUCAGGCUGGGCAGCGAGCACCGGGCCAUCAGGCGAGGCAGCGGGCACCGAGUCAUCUGGCACGACAGCGGGCACCAAGUCAUCUGGCACGACAGCGGGCACCGAGUCAUCUGGCACAACAGCGGGCACGAGUCAUCUGGCACGACAGCGGGCACCGAGUCAUCUGGCACGACAGCGGGCACCGGGGCCGGACCACGGGCACCAAGGCACCGGGCCGGGCCACGGGCACCGAGGCACGGGGCCGGACCACGGGCACCGAGGCACCAGGCCGGACUACAGGCACCG